AUGACAAAAAACUUGAUUGAAGGUUACAUGAAGUUAGUAAAUGAGUACUGGAAUGAGACAAUUCAGACAGACGACAAAGAAUGGCAAGUAGUAAGGCCAGAUGAUGUACCGAUGCAAAAUGUGAAUCCGGGAAAAACGUGGGAGAAUUGUGGUGUUCAUGUUAUAAUGUGGGGGCACUGCAUUGUAACAAGUUCAUACUGUCCCUUCGAAGAAAAAGACAUGACAACUGCAAGAAAAGGAAUAGCGAGAUUACUCUGUGACAAGUCUUGGUUUACUUCUCUUGAACCAAGGUCUAGCCAAUGUCUAUAUAACAAGUCUUGGUUUGCCAAUCUUGAACCAAGACCCAGCCUAUAUUCAAGUGACAAGUCUUGGUUUGCAACUCCUAGAUCAAGAUUUAGCCAGUGUCUAUGUUAUAAAUCUUGGUUUGCCAGUGUUGAAUCAAGACCCAGCCAAUAUCCAAUUAACAAGUCUUGGUUGAUCAGUCUUGAUCCAAGAUCUAGCCAAUAUUCAACUGACAAAAUGACCAAGGCAAAAGGACCGAGCCUUGGGCCAAGACUGGACAACCAUGCCUUGGCCGGCCCAAUGAUUACCCGAGCUUGGGCCAGAACUGGGUCCCCUCAGCCACGACCAUUCACUAGUGACCUCGACUUGGGCCAGGACUGGGCAACUUAG
Molecule: messenger RNA, 672 nt
Organism: Cotesia congregata
Lineage: Eukaryota; Metazoa; Arthropoda; Insecta; Hymenoptera; Braconidae
Source: the annotation of a GenBank genome assembly